GUGUAUAGCUCUGAUUCAGCAUGGGAAGGUGUUGAUGCUACUGAUGAGCGUUGUCCACGGUGUUCGCAUCCCCGCGCUUACUAUACGCAACUUCAGACUCGUUCUGCUGAUGAACCUAUGACUAUUUUCUAUAAAUGUUGCGACCCCAAGUGUAUGCAUUCCUGGCGGGAAGGUUAACCUCUCAGUAUUUUUUUACAGCAAAUAGAUUUACUUACAUCCGAAGUAUCAUGAAUCCUACCACAAUGGGCCCUGUAAAAGAACAUAUGGAUAAUGCCAAAGCAGAACUAAAAUUAAUUCCUGAAACAGAAAAACAUUGGCUGUGUGGUGGUAAUAGAAGUAUUGGCAUAGCAGCAACUCUCUUGCAACAAAAUAAAGUGAUUGCAGUGCCAACAGAUACUAUCUAUGGGUUGGCUUGUUUAGCAUCCAGCACAGAAGCUAUUGAGCGACUGUACCAGAUCAAAAAACGGGACGAAAGAAAACCAGUAGCGAUCUGUUUGAGCAAUGUAAAAGAUGUGACACAAUGGGCAGUCACCGACAACCUACCUUCCUGUUUAUUGGAGAAGUUACUUCCUGGACCUUAUACCAUAAUUCUAAAACACAAAUCUAACCUGAAUCCUGCACUCAACCCUGACAUUGAUAAUAUAGGUAUCCGUGUACCGAGCUCCAGGUUCAUGCGCAGUAUAGCAAAAAUUGUAGGCCCGAUUGCACUCACUAGUGCAAACAUUAGCAAUAAACCGAGCACUUUAUACCCUGAUGAGUUCUCGAUGUUGUGGCCCGAGCUUGAUGGCAUCUUUUACGAUUUGACAUGUAUGAAGAGGACCAAUGCACAUAGAGUUGGUUCUACUGUGGUGGAUUUGUCGCAACCAGGUUUUUACAAAAUUGUGCGCCAUGGUAUUGCUGCACAUAUCAUCCUAGGCAUAAUGCAGAAGGCUGGUUUGAUAAGUAUUACAGAUGAGUGAUUGACAGUGUCACAUAUGAUAUGUCAAUCAUGCUUUUGAAUGUAUGUUGUCUCAUAUAUGCAUAUAUAAACAAUUAUGCGCGUGCAUAUACCUGUAAUAUAAAAAAAUUAUAUGUUAUUUGUACCUUUAUAUUUAAAUUACAAGAAGUAAAAAGUAGUCUCUUAAAAUCUCAUUUUAUUGCAGCUCAUUUGUUCUAAGAACUCUUCUGGCACAUUUCAUCCCCCCUUUCGCAAUUUAUCAAACAAGUUUUUAAUAAAUUAUUCAUUAAAAG
This is a messenger RNA of Harpegnathos saltator (Jerdon's jumping ant), 1230 nucleotides long. RefSeq names its product Threonyl-carbamoyl synthesis 1 (gene Tcs1). Gene Ontology annotation, biological process: regulation of translational fidelity. The transcript has 2 exons. Lineage: Eukaryota; Metazoa; Arthropoda; Insecta; Hymenoptera; Formicidae. The coding region runs from base 135 to 959 and encodes 274 amino acids. Gene Ontology annotation, cellular component: cytoplasm. Gene Ontology annotation, molecular function: nucleotidyltransferase activity; double-stranded RNA binding; tRNA binding. The record is from RefSeq and is a predicted model, not a curated record.